This is a messenger RNA of Arabidopsis arenosa, 836 nucleotides long. The record is from the annotation of a GenBank genome assembly. Lineage: Eukaryota; Viridiplantae; Streptophyta; Magnoliopsida; Brassicales; Brassicaceae.
AUUAAAGAAUGUUCUAAGAUUUGAUGCAUUACUCUUCAAUAACUAUGCACGUAAUACAUAGAGUAAAACUAUUUUAAAUUAUAUAAUUAGUGGAGAAUCGGGAUUAGUGAGUGCAGGGUUUGAUCAUAAUAUUUGAGAGUUAAAAUGAAUCUUGAUAAGAAAAUAGAAGAAGAGUACUUCUUGAUGAGUUUGGCUUCAAUUUUGUUGAAGAAACCUUUUUCAUGGGUCUCUCUCCUCGCCCCUCCACUUCUUCAUAUCUUUGGCCUUCGUUUCUUACACCUCCUCACUUCUGCUGCUUUAUUCUUCUCCUCUUUCUUCUUCCCAAUCUCACUUACUCAUUCUUCACUCCAAUCAUCAAAACAAGAUCAAGAUCAAGAUCAAAAACGAGACUAUAUUGCCACCGAAGAUAUUACCGUGAAAUCGGAGGAUAACCUUGAGACGACCAAUGAAGAGGAUGACGAUGGCGCAAUCCCCGAUGAUGAGAGUCUCAUAGAGUUGUCUUUACCGAGUGGUCACUAUGUUGGUCACCACUACACUAGUAACAAGAACAAUCUCUAUCUCCACAACAAGGUUCAAGAUUUCCCGCUCUUUGACCUAUUAACCGAGUUAAAUGAUUUUAUCGAAGAAGAUAAUCUCAUUGAAAUCGAUAUCUCCAUCGGAUCCAUUAAGUAUUCAAGGUUUGAGAUCAAAGCUUGAUGUAUUUACAUCCAAUGUUUUUCUUCUUCUUUUUUUUGUGCACAAUAUCCGUUGCUUUGCAAAGAAGAUCUGUCUUCCUUUUUUUUCCCCAUGUUGGGGAUUUCGUAUAAUUAUUAUCUGAAUAAAACUCAGAUGGCAAA